ACCGCUGCUGCCCACUGAACCCCUGACUUGAAGCUGCCAGCACCACCAGCUCAACUUCUGGGGCAGGAAUUCCAGACACUCCAGCUCUGUCUGCCAGCCUGCACCUAAACACCAUGGAUUUCAUGCUACCCAUAAGAAGUCAAGAAAUGAUAGCUUUCUCCUGCUCUGAUCCUUUCCUGGAUCCCGACGGCAUCAACACCCGAAUCCAGCACCAGGUCGUAAAGAGAAAGCUCCGGCCUGGACGGAUUCUCGGCUUCAUCAUCAGCCUGGUGGCUGUCUGCACAGUUUGUUCACUGAGUGCCUUGUCGUUGGCCACUGUAGUGGCCACUGACCUCAAAUCAGUUGCAGAGACCUCAGAAGAUGCAGCAGUGCCCCAAAGAACUCUCCUACAGCACCAGAACCUCUCAGCAGCCACAGAGGACACACCGGUGGCAAUGAAGUCAUCAGAUUUGGAGAUGAAUCAAGGAGACUACCCAACAGACUACUUCAGCGUGGAGGACAGGCGCCAGGGCUAUGUGCUUCUUCAUAUGUUUGGAAUGUUAUAUAUGUUCAUAGCCUUAGCCAUCGUUUGCGAUGAGUUUUUCGUCCCUGCACUCACUGUCAUAACAGAGAAGCUGGAGAUCUCGGAUGACGUAGCUGGGGCCACCUUCAUGGCGGCAGGUGGUUCAGCCCCAGAGCUCUUCACUUCUGUCAUAGGGGUGUUCGUGUCUCACAGCAAUGUGGGCAUAGGUACCAUUGUGGGAUCUGCAGUCUUCAACAUCUUGUUUGUGAUUGGGAUGUGCGCCCUGUUUUCCAAAGAGGUGCUGAACCUCACCUGGUGGCCUCUGUUUAGAGACGUCUCUUUUUAUAUCAUCGGGUUGCUCUUGCUCAUCUAUUUUUUCCUGGAUAAUCAAAUCACCGUUUCGGAAAGUAUCAGUCUGUUAUUGUGCUACACUUGCUACGUGACAUUUAUGAAGUACAAUGCUGAGGUGGAAAAUUUCAUCAAAACCAGGCUGAGCAGAAACCAGGUGGACGAGCUGGAAACUGCUCCAAAGGUAAACGCACCAGGAGACGAUGAGAACAAGUUGACAGCCAAACCCCGGCUGCAGAGGGAAGGCAGCUGUGCAUCGCUGCACAACUCCCUGAUGAGAAACAGCAUCUUCCAGCUCAUGAUUCACACACUGGACCCCCUCAGUAAUGAAGGGCAGUUUAAAGAGAAGGCAUCCAUCCUCCACAAAAUGGCCAAAAAGAAGUGCAAAGAAGAUGCUGCCACUGCCAACGGUGUAGUUGAUAAAGCCUCCCAAAAAAGUUCAAAGGUUGCUGUGGAGGUGACGCCCCCCAUGAAUGGAGUGGCAGUAGGAGACCUGGAGGGGGAGGAAGAGGAAGAUGAAGACCAGCCUCUGAGCUUGGCCUGGCCUGAUACCCUCAGAAAACAGAUCACCUAUCUCUUAAUCCUUCCCAUCAUCCUUCCCCUUUGGCUCACAUUGCCAGAUGUCAGGAGAGAGACAUCUCAGAGGUUCUUUCCAAUCACUUUCAUCGGCUCCAUCUGCUGGAUUGCUUUCUUCUCAUACCUGAUGGUGUGGUGGGCUCACCAGGUUGGAGAAACUUUCUGGAUCACAGAGGAAAUCAUGGGUUUGACCAUUUUAGCAGCAGGCACAUCCAUCCCUGACCUGAUCACAAGUGUGAUUGUGGCAAGAAAAGGCCUGGGUGACAUGGCAGUGUCCAGCUCCGUGGGCUCAAACAUCUUCGAUAUCACUGUUGGCCUGCCUUUCCCAUGGCUCCUCUACAACAUCAUCAACGACUUCAAGCCUGUGGAAGUGAGCAGCAACGGCCUGUUCUGUGCCAUCGUCCUCCUUUUCCUUAUGCUCCUCUUUGUCAUCAUUUCCAUCGCGGCUUGCAAGUGGAGGAUGAGCAAGAUCCUGGGCUUCCUAAUGUUCCUGCUCUACUUCGUCUUCCUGGUGGUCAGCGUCAUGCUGGAGGACAGAGUUAUCGUGUGCCCAAUCACCAUCUAA
Cyprinodon variegatus (sheepshead minnow) is the source of this 1991-nucleotide messenger RNA. RefSeq names its product sodium/potassium/calcium exchanger 2-like (gene slc24a2b). The record is from RefSeq and is a predicted model, not a curated record. Gene Ontology annotation, molecular function: calcium, potassium:sodium antiporter activity; calcium channel activity. Gene Ontology annotation, cellular component: membrane. Bases 114 to 1991 code for a protein of 625 amino acids. NCBI's taxonomy places the organism in Eukaryota, Metazoa, Chordata, Actinopteri, Cyprinodontiformes, Cyprinodontidae. Gene Ontology annotation, biological process: long-term synaptic potentiation; long-term synaptic depression; intracellular calcium ion homeostasis. The transcript has 9 exons.